Molecule: messenger RNA, 492 nt
Organism: Trichosporon asahii var. asahii CBS 2479
Lineage: Eukaryota; Fungi; Basidiomycota; Tremellomycetes; Trichosporonales; Trichosporonaceae
Exons: 3
Coding region: 1-492 (163 amino acids)
Source: RefSeq, a predicted model, not a curated record
AUGGAGACUCUUGCCGCAGUGGCCAAGGAGGAACCAAUCACUCCAGGUACCCACUCGUCUUAUCCCCAUGAACUGGGGGCCGAGUGGCAUGACCUCACCACGGCACCACUCGCGUGCAACCCCACGAGAUCGCAACUGAAGCACAUCGUGCCCAGGAUAUCCAGAGCUACGCAUCUGUUGAUAUCUCCCCGGGGCAACUUCAGGUUGGCCAGAAGCGGGACCGCGAGGCGACUCGAUCGAUUGGCUGACGUCGCCAUCCCAAUGGUCUUGACGUCAGUGAACACCGACCCCAGAAACAAGCGACGCCGAGACCGAGACCGAACUCCUCGCGGCCGUCGAGCCCACCAAGUAAUCGAGUUACGUCUGCCCGUUCAUACUGCCCGACCGGACCGUGGUACCGAUUCUCAGGCCCUCAACACGUUCGUUGUAUCUCUCGAGAACGAUGAGGAUGACCAGCAGCGACGAUCUGUUCGCCUCAAUCGUGCUCGUUAG